GGUUGCAAUCAAGAUCAUUGACAAAUCCAGGUUAGACGAUUCCAAUCUCAAGAAGGUUUACAGGGAAGUGCAAAUCAUGAAGAUGCUCUCGCAUCCGAACGUCAUUAAAUUAUACCAGGUUAUGGAAACAAAGAGUAUGCUAUACCUCGUAACGGAAUACGCAAGCAGUGGGGAAAUGUUCGAUUACUUAGACACACAUGGCCGGAUGUCAGAGAAGGAAGCGAAGAAGAAAUUCAUGCAAAUCAUCUCCGCCGUCGAAUACUGCCACAAACGGCAUGUUGUGCACCGUGACCUCAAGGCUGAAAACCUCCUCCUCGAUGGAAACAUGAACAUCAAGAUAGCGGACUUUGGUUUCAGUAAUUUCUUCACUCCUGGCGAGCACCUGGCAACGUGGUGUGGCAGUCCACCGUAUGCUGCCCCAGAAGUCUUUGAGGGCCAGAGGUAUGACGGACCUCAACUGGACAUUUGGGUGAGUUAGAAUGAUAAUAAUAAUGAUAUUAAUAAUUAAUAAUGAUAUUGAUUAUGGUGAUGAUUUAUGAUGAUGAUGAUGAGGAUAACGAUAAUGAAAUGUCGCAAUAACAGUUUGCUUUAUCGUGAGACAACAGAUUAACUCCUUUAGCGAUAAUGCUAAUGAUAAUGACAGUAAUAAUAAUGAUAAUGGUAAAGUAGUAAUAAUAAUAAUGAUAAUGGUAAUGGUAAUGAUAAUGAAAUGAGUAAUAAUGAUGAUAAUGCUAAUGAAAAUGAUAAUAAUAAUAAUAGUGAUAAUCAUCAGGAUCAACGUCAUCAUCAUCGUCAAAAUACAUAUAUACCAAAGGCAGCAACUGCAUCUCUAUAAAUGAACUGUUCUCUCUGCUCUCACAGAAAUACAUAGCUAAUGACAGCUAGUAACAAACGAACUAACUGACUGACUGACUGACUGACUAAAUAACUAACUAACUUAUGGUUUGCCAGUGAAUAGCUUAAUAAGCUUUUAAUCGGUAUGCAGAUAAAUAAUCAAGCAAUAUUUUAUUAAAUAUGUUCUGUUGGGAUAAUAUCAGGUACAGAAGCUUUAAUGACGAAGCUCUUGGAAAAGAGAAAAAUAUUUUCCAUGUUAUUUUGCAAAAUGGGUAUAAUUUUGUGAUGGUUACAACAAAAACAUCCAACCCUUUGUUCUUAAAAAACAUUAACAAAACCAUGAGUCUUCCCUCAAUUAGACUUGUGUACCAGGUGACUCACUGCUAACAGCGAACCAUAAACAAAGACACAACGCAUGGUGAUUCAUCAGCAGCAUUGUCAAAACACCUAGGAGUGCAAGUCUAACUGAUGCUGGGUAUCAAUAUGUAGGGUGAAUCAUUAAUGAUGAUGCAUGGUUUGUAAUGAUUGUGACAGAAUCUGUGACAUAUAGGCGAGUGAUGCCCUGGCCACACCAACAAAACUGACUCCUAACCGACUUAUGGUGUGUCAGUGGUAAUAAUGUAAUAGCUCCUGCUGGUCUGGGCUUUUUUUCAAUGGUAUGACUGCAGCAUAUGAAUUUGUUCAGCAUCAAGUGACAGAGAUCUGAAAUCUUUGUAUCCACUGUAUUUGUGUGGAGUGGAAGUUGACUAAGAAUGGAGUAAGCAAUUCUCGCUACCCCAAAUAGGAACAAAAAUCUCAUAAUGCGCGAGACGAGAUAAUUUUCACUUCGUCGGGUCGUCAUCACCACUUCCGGUUCAGAGUCAUGCUCGCGCGAGGUUCGUGAUACCGAGUUUUCCACCACGCUGAAAUCGAUGCCAAUCAGCGUAAUAUGUACAGAUUAUAAUACUUUUUAUUUAAUUUGGUCAGUUUUGAUUCCAUUUGAAUUAUGAAUU
Molecule: messenger RNA, 1826 nt
Organism: Lytechinus pictus (painted urchin)
Lineage: Eukaryota; Metazoa; Echinodermata; Echinoidea; Temnopleuroida; Toxopneustidae
Product: serine/threonine-protein kinase SIK1-like
Exons: 4
Coding region: 77-478 (133 amino acids)
Biological process (GO): protein phosphorylation; intracellular signal transduction
Cellular component (GO): cytoplasm
Molecular function (GO): protein serine/threonine kinase activity; ATP binding
Source: RefSeq, a predicted model, not a curated record